This is a messenger RNA of Strongylus vulgaris, 567 nucleotides long. The record is from the annotation of a GenBank genome assembly. NCBI's taxonomy places the organism in Eukaryota, Metazoa, Nematoda, Chromadorea, Rhabditida, Strongylidae.
CUGUUCGUUCAGGUACAAUUGGAUCCUGAUGCUGUGGAGAAAUUGGUUGUCAAUGCGGCCGAUUUUGAGUACGCCCUGGAAAACGAUAUUAAACCGGCGUUUGGUCGAAGUGAUGAAUCGCUUGAGAAAUUCUUGAGGCGGGGUAUGGUCGUUUGGGGUAAAGAGGUGACGCGCAUUCUUGAAGAAGGUGCUCGUUUGGUUGAAGAAACUGUCAAUCCUGAUGCUGGAGGAUUUGUAACAGCGGUAUUAGCUGGAGCGCCAAGGACAGGAAAGAGCUUCCUGGCUGCGGAAAUUGCUCGAUCCUCAGAUUUCCCUCUAAUCAAGGUAAUAUCUCCCGGUGAUAUGGUAGGUUUUUCGGAAUCCGCUAAGUGUCAAUUGCUCCGAAAAGCUUUUACUGAUGCAUUCCGCUCGAAGUUGAGUGUCCUUCUGAUAGAUAAUAUUGAAAGAUUGCUAGACUAUUCACCUGUCGGCCCUCGGUUCUCCAAUCUUGUUCUACAAGCCCUGCUUGUUAUGUUGAAUGAGCCUCCCCCUCCGGUAUGUCAUUCUGCCAUACUACAUAAUUUUUAA